CAUCAUGCCACUUUAUUCUCCAGACUGGUGUAUAUUGCAAGCAAGAAGCCUACAAGAGGGAUAUUCCACAUUGUAGGAUAUGGUAGGAUCAGCAGAGUAAUCACAGGCCAGUCACGGGUCGGCAACCAUCACUUGGCAUUCCGUACAAAGUAUUUAUCAACUCAACAACGUAAAGUCGUUGCCUGUUUGAUAACUCAAAUCGAAAACAGACUAUUCCAGAAGGUCUCGGUCUUGACAGAUUCCGAGCAACAGCUUUGUAGCAGUGGCUGAGGUAAAAGGACAAGGAAGCUGAAGUGAAUUGUGGCUGAGCACAGAUUACGCAGGUGAAUGUGGGAGGGGCAAUCAGGACUGAACAACUUAACCUUACACCCGCCCGCACUUGCUUAUUCUGGCCCCAUCCUCACAUAAAUACCACCGACCCUUUCUCUUCCUUACCAUCUCAAUUACCAGAAACUUUCAAUUCUUCUGCGGCAGGAUACAACGCCAUGAGCGACUACGGCGCUCCUCCUCCAGGUCCUCCGCCCCCAAAGGUGCCGGAAGGCUGGAAGGCACAAUGGAACGAUCAAUACAAAGAAUGGUUCUACGUUAACGUCUACACUAAGAAAUCCCAAUGGGACCGACCUACUUCACCCAUCUACCCACCAAACAAUGACGAUGCCCCUCCAGGACCCCCACCAGGAUAUAUUGGAGGUGGAGCGGCGGCGUCGGAUACGAAACAUAACCCUUAUGACAAUUCACCCAAUACCGAAUCUGAUGCUGAACUUGCUCGCCGUCUGCAAGCCGAAGAAGAUGAGCGUGCGCGAGGUUUUGGUGGUGGCUCUUCCAGUGCUAUGAACGAUUAUGCCAAUACCCCAAUGCCCGGAGGCUCACAAUCACCAUACGGCCAAGAAUUGCCCCCUAGAGAACAAAAGAAGGGCUUCUUGGGCAAGCUCCUAGGUGGUAGCAAGAUGGGUGGUGGCUCUAGCCAGCAAUACAGACCUCCUCAACAAGGCUAUGGUGGAGGAGGAUACGGCACACCCCCACCUCAGCAGUACGGUGCCUAUCCUCAGCAGGGCUAUGGUCAACAAGGCUACCCACCACAGGGCUACCAGCAAGGAUAUGGUCCAGGUCCUGGAUACGGUGGAGGCGGCUACGGUGGUGGUGGUGGCUAUGGGGGCGGUUAUCAACAACAAGCUCCUCCCAAGAAAUCUGGAAUUGGUGCUGGAGGUGCCGCUGCAUUGGGACUGGGUGGUGGUUUGAUUGGUGGCAUGUUGCUUGAAGAUGCUAUUCAAGAUCAUGAUCAGAGCGAGUACCAACAAGGCUAUGACCAGGGACAAGACAAUGGAGGAGGUGAUGGUGGUGGAGAUUUCGGAGGUGGAGACGAUGGAGGCGGAGGAGACUUCUAAGCAUAGUCACCUCUUCUGCUCUACUGAGUGAGGGAGACGGCAUGAUAUCUGGACCGAAUGGUCAAGAUGG
Messenger RNA from Mollisia scopiformis, 1455 nucleotides. RefSeq lists its product as uncharacterized. Lineage: Eukaryota; Fungi; Ascomycota; Leotiomycetes; Helotiales; Mollisiaceae. Bases 486 to 1385 code for a protein of 299 amino acids. The record is from RefSeq and is a predicted model, not a curated record. Gene Ontology annotation, molecular function: protein binding. The transcript has 3 exons.